This is a messenger RNA of Scomber japonicus (chub mackerel), 2625 nucleotides long. RefSeq names its product ECSIT signaling integrator (gene ecsit). The coding region runs from base 206 to 1597 and encodes 463 amino acids. Lineage: Eukaryota; Metazoa; Chordata; Actinopteri; Scombriformes; Scombridae. Gene Ontology annotation, cellular component: mitochondrion. The record is from RefSeq and is a predicted model, not a curated record. The transcript has 8 exons. Gene Ontology annotation, molecular function: protein binding.
GAUGUACUGGAGAGAACAGCAGUCCGACAAUGGCAGCGGAACCAUUCCUUGCCUUCACAUUUCUGUUGUACGCCGGACGCGAGUUUGUAUGGAACCGGAUGUUCAGCCGGCUUUCCAACAUGGAGGCGUCCGUGGAGAGUGUUUUCUGAAGGAGACUAAUCUCUGUGCUCAUUCUUCUGUAUAAACGGUGAGUGAUGGCUCCAGCAUGAAGUGUAGCCGCUGCCUGCUCCAGCUGCAGGGCCUUAGGCUGCUGCAGGCUCAGAUAGUCAGACCUGCUGCCCAGCCUGCCUCCCUCCAUCAGCCCACCAGCACCACCAGCACCACCCAGCACCAGGCAUUGAGGCGUUUCCAUGGCAGCCCCGUGUGUUCCAAAGAUCGGCCCGUACCUGCAGAAUUCAUCAACGACGACGACGACGACAAGAAGAAGAAUAAGUCUCUGGUUACCCACGACGACCUGUUCGAGAAGGUGGCCAAAGACGAUAAAACCAAGGCCACGUUUAACAAAGCGGUGGACGUGUUCCUCAAGAGAGACAUCAGACGACGCGGUCACGUUGAGUUCAUCUACGCUGCUCUGAAGAAGAUGCCUGAGUUCGGAGUGGAGAGAGACCUCGUCGUCUACAACAAGCUGCUGGAUGUUUUCCCCAAAGAGGUUUUCGUACCCAGGAACUUCAUCCAGAGAAUGUUCAACCAUUACCCCAGACAGCAGGAGUGUGGGGUGCAGAUACUGGAGCAGAUGGAGAACUAUGGUAUCACGCCCAACAUGGAGACCAAAGUCCUGCUGGUGCAGAUUUUUGGAGAGAAGGGUCACCCCAUGAGAAAGUUCCAGCGCAUCAUGUACUGGUUCCCCAAGUUCAAGCACAUAAACCCUUUCCCCGUCCCGCAGCAUCUGCCUGAAGACCCAGUGGAUCUGGCUCGUUUCAGUCUGACCCGCAUCGCUAACGACCUGGAUGCUAAAGUCACCGUCUACCAGAUGCCCUGCACAGACAUUACAGAGAGUGGAGAGGAGAUAACACUCCCACAUAUAGUAGGCAUCCAGAGCCCCGGCCAGAUGGAGCUGCUGGCCAAGCAUAACCCGAGCAGGCCUGUGUUUGUGGAGGGACCCUUCCCCCUGUGGCUGAGGAAGACCUGUGUCCACUACUACAUCCUCAGAGCUGACCCCGCCCCGCCUGAAGAGCAGGUAGAGGAGCCCUAUGAUCCAGAGAGGUGUUUUGACUAUCCUCUGCAGCUAGACCUGGAUUUGGACCGAGACCUUGGAGACACUGAGAGCUUCGAUGUAGAAGACUUGGAUGAGGGUCCAGUCUUUGCCAUGUGUAUGACCAGCCAGGGAGACCAGACCGUCCUCAACCAGUGGAUCUCUGGCCUCCAGCAGACCAACCCCGUCCUGGGUCAGGUGCCCACCCUGUUCCGUCUGGACGCAGGACCCAAAGAGCUGCAGGCACCACCCAGCACAGAGUCAGACUACCAGCAGCACCACCAUCAUCAUCAUCAUCCUCCUCCAGCAGAACCAGAGAGCCAGAGGAGGGAGUCACACCAUGAAGAAGAAGGUGAAGUUGUACUGGAGGAGGAGCAGAGGAGAAGCCAAGGGAUGAAGCAGUGAUCAUCAUCAUCACAUACUGUAAUGACUGAUGUAGUGUGAGUUCAUACUGUGACUGAGCUGCUGCUGCUUCACUGUCAAUAGUUCAACAACUAGAACAGAACCAAAGGAACUCUGAAUCCUGUUGCAACAGCAGUUAAAGCAAUUCAAGUAAAACUAUGUUUUGUCAUGUUAGUGAUCUUCAAAGCUUGCUGAGUCAUUUUAAAUUAUCUAAGGCAGUGGUUCUCUAUUUGGGGGGCAGGACCCCCACAUGGGACAUGACUAACCAGAGAGGAAGGCAGAAAAACAACAGAUUUCUGCCACACAAAAUCAUUUUCUCCUACUUUUCUCUCAUCGGCUGCAUAAUUGAACGUCUUCAGGCCUCUUUAAUUAUAGAGAUAAAACAAAGGAGAAAAAGCUUUCUUCAGUUGAACUGGUCUCAACCUAUAAACACUCUUAUGUUCAGUGUUUAGAAGUAGAAAAGGUUGGAAAUUACUGAUCUAACAAGAAUGCAGGCUUUUGAUUGGGCUGUGCUUAGUUUUCCAAGAAUCCAUUCAAACAUUAAACUUCAAGGCUUAAAGCUGAAGUUAGUUGUGCUACAUGUCAGGUAUUACUGCUGAAUCAUGAACACAAUUAGAACAUCUGAAUGUACAGCUGUUGUUUUUCUUUGAAGAGUAUUAUUUAUUGAAUCUGUAAGUUGUACUAAAAGCUGAUAGAACAUCAUCAUCCUCUGUAAUCUUCUUCAGAAGUCAGUUCUAUUCAUUAACAUGGGAGUAUGUAACAUAUAAGUGUUCAAACAUGAGGUCUUACUGCAGAUUCCAGCCUGAUGGUUAAUGUGAGCAGAAGAAGGAAAUUGCUCAGAGCUGUACAAAUGUUAUCUAUAAUGUGUAGAAUAUUAUAUAUAUGUAACACAGUGCUCUAAAGUCAACUUCAUGAAAGCCUCUUUUAUGAAUAAGAAGAAAGUGCUGCUGUGUGUGUCCAUCCUUCACUAAUGACCUGCUGAGGGACUGUAAUAAAAAGACAAGAAGAAUCCCUCUAUGUGUUUGACUGUG